AUGUCUUCCCUUCCCGUCAGUUCAGCUCGACAUGGCAAUAUGACCAAGUCUUGGUAUCUCGUCAGAGCACUCUUCUCCACAUCUCAACCUACCACAUCGAACCAAGCUGCAUCUCCAACCAAAACCUCUCGAACUGCCUCGUUUGACGGACUUCGAGGCUUGGCCUGCUUGAUCGUUUUCAACUUCCAUUUCCUUUAUCCAUAUACUCAGACGACAAUCCACGGGUAUGCCGUUGAACUCGAACAUGGAGCCUCAAGAUAUUUGCACCAACUACCGAUCUUAUGUCUCAUUGUCCGUGGCCGGGCCAUGGUAACCCUCUUCUUUGCAAUAUCCGGAUACGUCCUGAGCCAUGGCUUUCUGGCAGCGACACGAACCGACCGACUUGAUCACGGAGUCGCGCGAUUAGCCUCUCUGGCUCUGCGACGUUGGAUGAGAUUAUAUCUGCCCGCAUCGAUCAGCAUGCUGAUGGUCAUGUGCGCGGCGUACUUUGGAGCGUUUGAGAAAGGACGAAAAUUGAACAAUACGAAAUUGAUGAAGGGAGUGUGGGAGCAACAUCCACCCAUCUUCAAAACUUUCGGGGCUCAGGUGUGGAAUUUUGGGAAAAUGUGGUGGGGCUGGCAAACUCCUUUCAAGACGACGAUUUUCUACAAUCCUUACGACCCUCAUACGUGGACCAUUCCCGUGGAAUUUCGGAGUUCGAUGGUCCUCUUCAUGCUACUACUCGCUUCUAUGCGCCUCAGGCAGCGAUGGCGACUGGGGUUCAUCACCUUCGUCACCCUUUACAUGUUCGCUGCGAGACGAUGGGAUGUCGCGACAUUUACUGGAGGGGCUUUGGUUGCCGAUCUUCAUCUAUGUCAUACGAUUAAGAACACAACACUACUAGAAGAGAAGGAAUCGCUGUUGCCCACCGAAGACCAUCCCGCCUCGAUCCCGGAGCCACCUCCAAAGGCCAGGAGAUACGCAUUGAUGGCUUGGAGAUAUUUUCCACUCGUGGUAGCAUUCUACGUGCUCUCUUUCCCGGACGAACAGGGCAAGAAGACUCCUGGCUUCAUUUUCCUUCACAACCUCAUCAAGUUGCUUUAUAACGACACUUUCAAAUUCUGGCACUCUGCAGCAGCCAUAGUCGUCCUCUGGUGUGUACCCCGGCUUUCACCCAUCAAAGCAUUCCUCGGCUCUUCAAUACCUCAAUACCUCGGGAAGAUCUCUUACGGCCUGUAUCUGGUUCACGGACCAUUGCUACAUUCCAUCGGCUUUGCUCUGCAGCCAAAAAUCUGGGAACUUACAGGCUUCGGGUCGAAAUCAGGAUACUGUGGCGGACUGAUGCUCGGAUGGAUAUGCAUGCUAACAAUAUCCAUUGGCGGAGGACAUCUCUUUUGGAAGUAUAUCGACAUGCCACUGGUAAGAUUUGCAAAGUACGUGGAACAAACGGCAUCGGCAUCGACGCCUCAACAACGGAGACGGACGAUUCUCGAAUAGCGGAUCUGCUUUGUACAGAACAACAGCAUUAUGUACAACGACGACCAAUGAAUACAACUAGAACUCAAUAUUGACUUUGAGAG
Pseudocercospora fijiensis CIRAD86 is the source of this 1559-nucleotide messenger RNA. RefSeq lists its product as uncharacterized. NCBI's taxonomy places the organism in Eukaryota, Fungi, Ascomycota, Dothideomycetes, Mycosphaerellales, Mycosphaerellaceae. The coding region runs from base 1 to 1476 and encodes 491 amino acids. Gene Ontology annotation, cellular component: membrane. The record is from RefSeq and is a predicted model, not a curated record. Gene Ontology annotation, biological process: polysaccharide biosynthetic process. Gene Ontology annotation, molecular function: acyltransferase activity, transferring groups other than amino-acyl groups. The transcript has 2 exons.